AUGUCCGCCGUGUACGAUACCCUCGCUGUGAUCCGGCCGCCGCGCGCAGAGUACGAGCCCGAGGCGCUCGGGCCGGCAGAGUUUUCCUACGCCGGUGUGAGCGUCGUGCGGCACGACGUCGAGCUCGUGAACAAGCGGGGACUGCGCCUCUGCGCCUCGCUUUGGCAGCGGCGCGACGCGGUCGGUACACACGGGUGGCCCGCCUGUGUCUACCUCCACGGCAACGCAAGUUGUCGCACGGAGGCGACUCUGGUGGCGAGCGAGGUGCUGCAGCGCGGCGCGGCGCUGUUCGCGUUUGACUUUGCAGGCUGCGGCCUCUCGGACGGCGACUACAUCACGCUCGGCCACUUCGAGAAGGACGACGUCGAAGCUGCCGUCACGUGGCUCCGCACCGUCGCGGGCGCGGGGGCCGUCGCGCUCUGGGGGCGCAGCAUGGGCGCGACGUCUGCGCUGCUGCACGCGGCGAGGGACGGCUCGCUCGCCGGGCUGAUCUGCGACUCGCCCUUCUCGAGCGUCGAGGCUGUCUCCCUUGAGACGUGGCGCCGCGAGCGGAGGGCCAUCCUCCCCUCGCCCCUCCUUAGGCUCGCGAAGCUCGCCCUCGCCGCCGUCGCGCACUUCGUGCACAAGCGCACCGGGUUCGAUAUGUACAAGUGCCGCCCUGCCUGCACGGCGCCGCUCCUCAUCGCGACGGCCACCGCGGACACCGUCGUCCGGCCUCACCAUUCGGAGGCCAUCUACGCCGCCUACGCCGCGCACCGGGGCUUGCACUUUGAAAGCCGUGGGGCUCCUGGCUUUGGACGAAGAGGGGGUCGCCGGGAGCUUGUCGCGCCCCACUCGGAAAAGGGCGAGCUCUUCACCGCCAUCGACCGGAUCUCGUAA
Emiliania huxleyi CCMP1516 is the source of this 879-nucleotide messenger RNA. RefSeq lists its product as hypothetical. Bases 1 to 879 code for a protein of 292 amino acids. Lineage: Eukaryota; Haptophyta; Isochrysidales; Noelaerhabdaceae. The transcript is spliced from 7 exons. The record is from RefSeq and is a predicted model, not a curated record.